Naegleria gruberi is the source of this 975-nucleotide messenger RNA. RefSeq lists its product as uncharacterized. The coding region runs from base 1 to 975 and encodes 324 amino acids. Gene Ontology annotation, biological process: GPI anchor biosynthetic process. Gene Ontology annotation, cellular component: endoplasmic reticulum. The transcript is spliced from 2 exons. Lineage: Eukaryota; Heterolobosea; Eutetramitea; Acrasida; Naegleriidae. The record is from RefSeq and is a predicted model, not a curated record.
AUGUCAACAACAACUUCGGGAUGCUUUAAAUUUAUCCUGAUUGUUUCUUUAAUUUAUUGCUUGUCUCUAAUGUACAUGACAAGUUAUAUGGCUUUUUCACCAUUGAGUUGUCAUUGGUCAAAAAGUAAUUCAAGAAGAAUUGCCAUGAUUGCGGAUCCACAAAUGGAAGGAGAUACAAAAGUUUAUCAUCAGGGAAAUUAUGGAUUGCUCAAUAAUUACUUUAACGAUUAUUAUUUUAAAUUGGUAUUCCAAAAUAUUCAUUACUUGUUGAGACCGGAUGCAAUUUACAUGUUGGGUGAUUUAUUCUCAUCUCAACACGUUUCUAAUCAGGAAUUUUAUUUGAGAGUUGAUAGAUUUAAUUCAAUCUUUUCUGGAAUGUUUGGUUUUGUGAAUAGAAUAUUCAAGAUGAGAAGUGGAGAUUUACAUGAAGAACAAAGAAUGGUAAAAGAGAGAGGUUCUUCUGAUUUACGUAAUUUAAACUUCCCAUAUUUGGUUAAUUUAACUGGUAAUCAUGAUAUUGGUUAUGGUUUUGAAGCUAAUUUCUUUAGAAUUCAAAGAUUUAUUGCUAGUUUUGGAGUUCAAAAUAGAAAAGAUAUCAUUUAUGAAAAUGGAAAUAGGAAGGUUUUGGCUGUAACCAUUAACAUUAUCCUUACUCAACUCAAACCAAAAUAUAUUUUCAAUGGUCAUGAUCACUUUGGUUGUAAAUAUACACACAAGGAAGGAGCUCAAGAAUUUACAGUUAAAUCAAUUCAAGGUGAUUUUGGUGGUAAUGUUGGUUUGUUUGAAAUUGAAAAGUCUGCUGAUGGAUUCAAUUACAGUUACAAAGAUUGUGAAUACUAUCCAACCAAGUAUAUUGUUGGAUAUUUGGCAUCACUUGGUUUGUGGAUUGCUAUUGUAAUUUUAGUAUUCGUUCUCAGAAUUUUAAAGUUCAUUUUGUGUUGUGAAUUUAUUGAAAGAAAAGAAAAGAAAGAUUAA